Messenger RNA from Cylindrotheca closterium, 543 nucleotides. NCBI's taxonomy places the organism in Eukaryota, Bacillariophyta, Bacillariophyceae, Bacillariales, Bacillariaceae. The record is from the annotation of a GenBank genome assembly.
AUGGGAUGUCAUCGAAUCCCAUUUGAAGUCAAAGGUGCUCCCAUCAGAUCUUCCACCUACGAAAUUGACAUGGCGCAUCGUAUUCAAACUGAAGGUGUUCCUCUCCGUGAACAAUAUACUACGCCUAUGGAGGCAACACUUCUACAAAACAAAUACGAUAACCACCCAGCGGUGGGUGCUAACUUGGCCGCGGUUGAGAAAAAAAUUGCAAAGGAGAAGUGGAACUCCUACCACAUCCACUACCUGCGAUUUGUCUACGAAUUUCUCCCGGGCUUGGUCAUCAAUCCGAUUCAGUGGGUCUUUGAUAAAGGAAAGGGUCGAAUCUGUAUUGAUUGCUCCAAUGGUCCUAAUUUGUUAGGUUCCAUCAAUCUUUACAUUCCAUCUCUGAAAGAUGCUAUUCCCGGUGAGGAGGAUGAAUGCCCUGCAGUGUACUACCAAUAUGCGUUUGAUCGCUUCUUGCGUCAAAUCCUCAGGAUGCGCAUCACUCGCCCCAAUGAUCCCAUUAUGGUCUAUGCUGAUGAUAUAGAAGCUGCAUUUCGAUGA